UUAAGACACCUAUUCGCUUCAUUUUUCUCUCUCGCCAAACAGACUUGAGAAAGACCGAGAGAGAGAGAGAGAGAGCUCUGACUUAUCCGCUUUAGGGUUUCCUUCACUUAUCGACUCUCAAUCUCGGAACCCUAAAGCUUCGGAUCAGGUCUGAGCAUUGAAGUUAUUAGGCCGUUCUUUUUAUUCAGCCAAGUUUCAUGUCUGAACUCGAAGUCGACGUCCAAAUUCCCACUGCCUUUGAUCCGUUUGCUGAGGCAAAUGCUGACGACUCUGGUGCUGGGUCAAAAGAGUAUGUGCACAUUCGUAUACAGCAGCGGAAUGGUAGGAAGAGCCUAACAACUGUGCAGGGGUUGAAGAAAGAAUACAGCUACAACAAGAUACUUAAGGACCUUAAGAAGGAGUUUUGCUGUAAUGGUACAGUUGUCCAAGACCCAGAACUAGGACAGGUUAUUCAACUUCAAGGUGAUCAGCGGAAGAAUGUCUCCACCUUCCUUGUCCAGGCUGGCAUUGUGAAAAAAGAACAUAUCAAGAUUCAUGGUUUCUGAGCUGCGUCAAAAGAAAGCUGUGCAUGGUUCAUGCCCUCUCAUAAUUUGGAGCCAGACAUGUUAUCCGGCUUUUAGUAUAAAUCGUGCUAUUAUGUUAUCUUAAGGGUCUACUGUGUUGGCUACUCCCGUGUGUUUGUGGUGUGUUCUAGUUUUCAAGCUUGUGUGUUUGUGUAAUGUGUGAUGAUUAUGAAACACAUUAGUACUACUUGUGUCUUGGUCCUCAAUAACAAUCACUGUCAAAGAUUUGGUGUCU
Molecule: messenger RNA, 798 nt
Organism: Corylus avellana
Lineage: Eukaryota; Viridiplantae; Streptophyta; Magnoliopsida; Fagales; Betulaceae
Product: protein translation factor SUI1 homolog 2
Biological process (GO): translational initiation
Molecular function (GO): translation initiation factor activity
Source: RefSeq, a predicted model, not a curated record